AUGUCAAUUCGACCCGAUAUACAUUCCCAAACGAAAAAAACAAUAUACAACGUAUAUACAUUUUUUAAAACCUUAGCCAACUGCAAAGAUAAGCCGGAAUUGGCAGAUUAUUUUCGACAAUCACAGGAGAGGACGGCCGAAGCUUGUGUGGUGAGUCUGAGAACUGUACAACGGAUAUGUCAUGAAAGUAAAGUAACUGGAAAUCGAGAAGAACCAUUAUGUGUCGGAAGUUCUAAUGACCUUAAAUUUCAAUCGCCACGAAAAAAAUACAGUCGCGAGAAAUCUGUCACCGAACUUGAUGAUUUUGACAAUGAAGUGGUCAGAAGAGUUGUCCAUAGCUUUUACGACAAAGAUGAAACCUGGGUAAAUCAAAAUCAUACACGUGGACGUAUUUGGCAAAAUGAAGAAAAUACGGAAGGCUUAAAAGUACCUACAGGCAAAGGCAGCCGCCUCAUAGUAUGCCACGCCGGAUCUCCUUCCUUCGGAUUCAUUAAAGAAUCAAAACUUAUUUUUCGAUGUAAUUCUGGUGACAAGGAUUAUCAUUCACAAAUGAACGCCACAAUUUUUGAAAGUUGGUUUUCACAAAUGUUACUUAACUUAGAAGAGCCGAGUAUUAUUGUCAUGGAUAACGCGUCAUAUCACUCUUCGUUGGCCGAGAACUAUCCGAAGUCCAACAGUAGAAAGGCAGACGUUCAACAGUGGUUACGGGAUAAAAAUAUAGAUUUUUCUCCCGUAGAAACACUUGACGAGUUACGGGAAAAGGUGAAACUUUCGAUUCCACGCGGAAAAAAAUAUAAACUGGAUGAACUAACUUUUGAAAUGGGUCAUGAAGUGGUAAGGCUUCCCCCUUACCACUGUCAGUAUAACCCAAUAGAACUUAUUUGGGCGCAAAUUAAAGGCAGAGUGGCUGAAAAAAAUUCAACAUUCAAAAUUGCAGAUGUCGAGAAACUUGUGCAUAAAGAGAUCGAUGCAGUUACUUCGAACGAUUGGGCCAAAUGUGGUGAGCAUUGCGUCAAGAUUCAGGAGGAGGACUACGUCAAGGCGGGACUAAGGGAUGAGAUAUUAGAACCAAUAAUAUUGACCAUUAAUCCUGACGAAAGCAGCUCAAGUGAAGAUGAAGACGACAGUGAGGACUAG
Messenger RNA from Aphis gossypii (cotton aphid), 1137 nucleotides. RefSeq lists its product as uncharacterized. Bases 1 to 1137 code for a protein of 378 amino acids. The record is from RefSeq and is a predicted model, not a curated record. The transcript is spliced from 2 exons. NCBI's taxonomy places the organism in Eukaryota, Metazoa, Arthropoda, Insecta, Hemiptera, Aphididae. Gene Ontology annotation, molecular function: nucleic acid binding.